AUGGGCAGCUCGAACAUUUGGACAUACAGUGACUACACGAUAGCAUGGAUAUGCGCGCUGCCAGUAGAGAUGGCCGUCGCCUGCGCAAUGCUAGACGAGCGCCAUGAAUCACUUCCUCUGCAACCAGAGUCGCACCAUCAGAAUAAUUACGUCCUUGGGCGCAUAGGAGCUCACAAUGUCGUUGUGGCAUGUCUGCCCUCGGGCAUCACGGGCACGAUAUCAGCGGCAAGAGUGGUACACCAGAUGCUCGCGACCUUUAAAAGACUCAAAUUCGGGCUGAUGGUCGGCAUCGGAGGCGGAGCACCUAGUGUAGAAAACGAUAUUCGGCUGGGCGAUGUCGUGGUGGGCAAGCCUACGGGGUUUUUUGGGGGUGUCGUUCAGUAUGAUUUUGGCAAGACGGUGCAAAACGGACGCUUUGUGCGUACUGGGAUGCUGAACAAACCGCCAGAGGCGCUGUUGACGGCUAUGAGUAUUCUGCAGGCUAGGCAUAUGAUGGAAAGCCAUGGUAUAUCUUCGACUAUAUUGCAGAUGGUUGGCAAAUAUCCGGCUAUGAAGCCUCAGUUUACCUAUCCCGGUGUCGAAUACGAUAGGCUGUAUGAAGCAGAGUAUGAGCACCCAGAGAAUGAGCUCACCUGCUCAAAUUGUGAGCCAAGCAGUGUGAAAAAUAGAGAGCCUCGCCAACAGCCCUUGCCGGUCAUCCACUACGGUCUGAUUGCGUCCGGAGACCAGGUGAUGAAGCAUGGAGCGACUAGGGAACAGCUACGCAGGGAACUUGAUGUUCUUUGCUUUGAGAUGGAAGCCGCUGGAUUGAUCGACAGCCUGCCUUUUGUGGUUAUCAGGGGAAUUAGUGAUUAUGCAGAUUCGCAUAAGAAUAAUCAGUGGCAGGGGUAUGCUGCCGCAACGGCCGGUGCGUAUGCUAAGGAGUUGAUGUCUGUUAUCCCAGCGGCAGAAAGCCACGAUCCUCGCCCAGCUGUCGACAUGCACGAAACGACCAAGGCUCUCUAUGCGAAUGUUCAGGAAUGGUUGUCGCCCGCAGAUGUGCAAGAUGACUUGUAUCGUCACGAGAAUGAGUGCAUGAGUGGCAGUUGUGACUGGGCUUUGACCACAAACGAGGUUCAAUCUUUUCUUGCGACAAAAACAGAGACCGAAAUCCUCAGAAUUGGCGGGGCCCCCGGGAAUGGAAAAUCAACUCUCACUGCUUUUAUUAUACGCCAUUUAAUUGAAACCACCAACGCUGACGUGCUAUACUUUUUCUGCAAGGGCACGGACGAGAACAAGAACCGCCCGCUUCAAGCACUCCGAAGUUUACUUUCUCAGCUACUCUCCAAGACUAACGGAUCCGAUCUUUAUUCAUGGGUUGACAAGCUGCGUUUGCAAAGCGGACAAAAGACUGCCCAGUCUUUUGCAACCCUCAGCCAUGCCUUCCAAUUUGCACUAGGGAAGGACUUGCAAAAGCCGCUUCUAUACAUCGUUGUAGAUGCACUCGACGAAUGCCAGGAUGGCUCUCUUCUUGCGGCAUCACUGAUCACGGCGUCAAAGCUAUCAAAAGGAGUUGUAAAGCUCAUACUUACAAGCCGCGAAGAUCCAGAUCUACUGGACAUUUUCAGCCAAUAUGAAGAAAACCCGCCAUUGCUCAAGGAAUUGAUCGUCGUCCCGGCAUAUGUACGCCGACCUGUCAAGGCGUACGUUCAGGAGAGGGUGUAUCGAUGUAAACACAUCAGCGGCGGCCCCCUUGGCCGCAUUGUUCUCCAAAAGGUCGCAGCUGCGGCAGAUGGCUCAUGGCUCUAUGCGCGAUUGAUUAUGGAUGAAAUCCAGCGACUUCCGAGUGCAGCAUCGGUGCAGCGACAACUAGAAAACAUACCCAACGGUCUCGUGCAGCUGCAUUCACGAAUAUUUGCGACAAUGGAAAAGUCGUUUUCCCCUCUUGAACUCCGGCUCUCGCAGCAGGCGUUUCUGUGGGUUGACAUGCUGGAUUUUGUGCAGGUUGGAAGAAUGCACUUGGACAGGGAAGUGCUGGAUAUUGUUUUUCAAGCCGAGAAUGGCGGCGAGCCGGUUUUCGACUCGAUUGAUUUAGCCAGGCGGCUGUGCUCUCCCUUGGUAACCUUUAAACAGAUCAAGAAAGAAUCUCGACAUAAAGUGGUAUUCGUCCAUCAGACUGCUGCGCAAUUUGUGCACCAGUGCGCGAGCAGAAGAACAGAGACCGGGACAAUAAUUAGGGUACCACAGAUUCUAAAGCCGCAGGUACUUAAAGAGCUAUAUCGUGCCAACACGAGUGUUUGGUAUUUUGAGUCUUGCGUCAAAUCAACAACCCUUUUGGAAGACCUGCACGCUAAUCCUACUAUUGAGGGGCUCGGGAAGAAGCCCGGCGCGUAUUUCGAGAUGGCCUAUGGUUUAUGGGGUGCAUUCUUUCUUGAAAGUUUGCCCACAGACCUCGACGAAGACGAUCUUGAGCAGGUGUCUAUGCUUUGCACCCGGCUGGCGCAAUUUUUGCAGUCGGGAAGAUGUCUGAAGUGGAUUGAGCUGGCCAUCAUUAUCAACUACGACGGCGGCUUCGUUACCCUUUUUGACAAUGCCAUCAAGGCGCUCAAUGCUUCGAAACGAAUGCUUAGCAGCAGUAAUUCUAAUGAAACCUAUCCAAUUCUGCUCGAGUAUUCUAAAACUACAAGCCAGUUUUUCGCAGACUAUGCAUAUGUGAUUUCUGUCACUGGGCCUAGUGAUCACGAGAAGGGUAUGGUCAUGCCAGACGGAUUUGAGAGUCGUCCCUUGGCGGCAGAUUUGCUUUCUUUGGGUCGUAAAUGGAACUAUUUACAUGUUAUUUAG
Molecule: messenger RNA, 2820 nt
Organism: Talaromyces rugulosus
Lineage: Eukaryota; Fungi; Ascomycota; Eurotiomycetes; Eurotiales; Trichocomaceae
Exons: 1
Coding region: 1-2820 (939 amino acids)
Biological process (GO): nucleoside metabolic process
Molecular function (GO): catalytic activity
Source: RefSeq, a predicted model, not a curated record